AUGACUUCCCACGGCGUCGAUCACCAACAAGAUUACCCUAUGAUCAUCACCGUUGAAAUAGAAAAUUAUGCAGUCAAAAAAGUCCUCGUCGACCAAGGUAGCUCCGUUGACAUCCUUUACUGGGCAACAUACCAGAAACUUCAACUCUCAGACACCGCUAUGGCCCCAUACGAUAAACCAAUUUAUGGCUUUUCUGGGGAAAAAGUUUCCACUCGCGGCUACAUUGACCUCCAUACCGUCGUCCGUGACGGAGCCCAAACUAAGACCAUUCCUAUCUGCUUCCUCGUCGUCGAUGCGCCUACAUCCUAUAAUGUCCUCCUAGGCCGCCCUUCACUCAACACCCUCGGCGCUGUUGUCUCCACACCUCAUCUGACCAUGAAGUUUCCUUCCCCAUCGGGCGACAUCCUUACCAUCCAUGGCGAUCAACGCCUUGCACGCGAAUGCUACAGGGCCAGCCUACGCCCACAACUCCCUAUCCUGCAAACUAAUCACAUAGAGCGACCACCUGGCUCUGAGAUCGCUUUGUUUGGUGACGAUUUAGACCCCAGAAUGGGCCGGGAUGUCCGCCUUGAACCUGUUGAAGAAACCACUCCCCUGGAGUCCCUAAUGGUCGCACCAUCAAACUCGAAAAAACGCAAACUUGGCGAGGAGCGACACCUAGCGGCCAAGGCUGAGGCUGAUAAAUUGCUGAGCGCGGGGUUUAUCGAAGAAGCACAUUAUACCACCUGGCUCUCUAACGUGGUGUUGGUCAAGAAAGCCAAUGUCAAAUGGCGAAUGUGUGUUGGUUAUAUCGAUCUUAACAAUGCAUGUCCUAGAGAUGCCUACCCAUUACCAGAUAUUGACCGACUCGUCGACAGCGCCGUCAGUAACAAGGUCCUCAGCUUUCUUGACGCAUACUCCGGAUACAACCAAAUUCCCAUGGCCGCAUCUGACAUGAACAAAACCGCUUUAAUCACAGAUGACGCCAAUUACUUCUACAAAGUCAUGUCAUUCGAUCUUAAAAACACAGGAGCAACCUACCAAUAA
This is a messenger RNA of Vigna unguiculata (cowpea), 1026 nucleotides long. RefSeq lists its product as uncharacterized. The record is from RefSeq and is a predicted model, not a curated record. NCBI's taxonomy places the organism in Eukaryota, Viridiplantae, Streptophyta, Magnoliopsida, Fabales, Fabaceae.